Messenger RNA from Plasmodium knowlesi strain H, 2937 nucleotides. RefSeq names its product conserved Plasmodium protein, unknown function. NCBI's taxonomy places the organism in Eukaryota, Apicomplexa, Aconoidasida, Haemosporida, Plasmodiidae. Bases 1 to 2937 code for a protein of 978 amino acids. The record is from RefSeq and is a predicted model, not a curated record. The transcript has a single exon.
AUGACGACGAACCGUGUCAAAUUGAAGCGCCUUUACAGUGAACACAACGAACACAAUGAACACAAUGAACACAACGAGCACAUAAUCGAUGUACUAAAUCCCCCCCUGGGAAAACUUCACAAAAAGGACGCGAAAAUUUGCAGGAAGAAUAAAUUACUUGUAUUGUCCAAAGGAUUGAACAUAAAAAACGUAAAUAAAUUGGAGGAAUAUUACGAAGCGGAAGAAGUGGCAAUAAAACCGACGAGUCGCUUGAAAAGAAAAGUAAUUACUGACAGUAGCUCCGAGGAGGAAAACGUAAUAGACCAUGCAUUUAAUGAAGGUCAUGUGAGUGAUGCAAGGGGCAUGCAAGAGGAAAGUGUAGCUUCUAAUCAGUGCGCCUCCUAUACAAAGACGAAAUGGUCCUCGACAGGUGGAGAGAACAAAUUUAAUGAGCGCCCUUGGAGAAUUCGCACCAGGGGAAAAUAUGAACGCAGUAAAGUAAUCGAUACCACGGAUGAGAGUAAACUCAGCUACGAGUUAAGUAACUCGGAUGAUGAAGGCAGGGGCAUGGCAACUUCUAUCAUCCUUAGGGGUGGCAAUGAAUUGGAUGGAAGUACCUUGAAGAAGAAGCAAGGGGAGGUGUUCAGUCUAUGCUCAGAAAGGGGAAUGGGCAACGCUGACGAAGAGGAUGAUGAGCGCAAACAAAAUGUGAAAAAUGAAAAGGGAAGAUCUACCAGCCCGGUUACGAAGUCGCAAUUGUGGGAAGGUAGAAACUUCGGAAGAGGUAAAAGUAGAAAUAUCCUACACGAGGAUGACAGCUUGGAGGAGAAUCAGUGCGUCGGGAGUUCCGGCACAUCUAAUGAGGGCGAUGAUGAUGUAAAAGAUAAUAGUAGCUACGAAGACGGGAAGAAACAACGAGACAAGAGGAAGGAAGCCCUGUCGAAACUCAAAAUGAGAAACAAAAAUUCCGUUUCGAAGGAUGAAGAAAGUUUUUACGAAGAAAACACCAAUGAGGAUAACUCGUACGAUAAUUACGAUAACUCCAGUUUUUACGUAGAUGACGAUGUGAACUCAGCCGCUGAAACGAACAUAUCGUAUGAAAGCGGACACGAAAGCCUCAACCAUUUUGACGAAUAUGCUUUACACUUAAAAAUUCUUAAUGAGCAAAAUUUGGGAGAUGAUUUGAUUCAGUUCAAUUCUAUAAGUGUGAAGAAAUCAAUCAGACUGUACAUUGAAUUUACGGCUCUGUCUUUGUUGUCACCUAGUUUAAAAUAUGAUGCCAAAUAUUUCAAGGCAUCCGAAAAUGUGAAAAGCGUCGAACAGUCUCUGAAGGUGAUGUACUCAAGUAUUCACAAAGAAUUCCAGAAGAAGAAUUCCCUGGGUGAGUGCUACAAUUGCGAUGAUGAGAAUGGUUCAGAAUUGGAAAGGAGAAAGGAGAAAAAGAGGAAAAAAAAAAAAAAAAAAAAUCUGAAAAGAUUAUGUGAAAAGAUUAGCGAUAGUGGUAGCGAAGGCUGUGCAGAGGAAGAGGAGGGUAAUGAGAAAGAUGGCCAUGUAAAGAACGACGCGCCGAACUUCUUGGACAGCAGCAACAGGGUUAAGCAGGAAAUGAAAAAGAAAAAAAAAAAAUAUGUUCUAAGCGACAGCAGCAGUUGUUCGGCUGAUGGGAAAGUCAGCAGUGACGCCGAUGGGGAGGAGUACGAUGGGGAGGAUGAUGGGGAGGAUGAUGGGGAGGAUGAUGGGGAGGACGAUGGGGAAUAUGAUGAGGAGGACGAUGGGGAAGACGAAGAAGGUGAUGACGACUACGACUUCGAAUACGGACGGAAGGCGAAGAAGAAGGUGGCGGAGCAAAUGAGCGACAGCGUCAUGUACAAGCUGCUGAACAGAGACAUGGUGAAAAUAUACGAGUUCGUAAAGAAGGAAGAAAAAUUUAGCAAUUAUGAUUUUCUGAAGAUGAUUUGCAAAACCAGUAAAAACAGACCGAGCAAUUAUUAUGAUCGGUGUGUGCAAAAGAUUGAGAAGAAAAUUUUGUCCAAAAGAGACCAGUUUGAAUCCCAUCCAUUUGAAAAAAAUUUUAAAAAUAUUUUAAAAAAUUACGCAAAUAUAUUUACAUACUAUUUGGAAUACAACAAAAUUCAUUGUUGCUGUUGUAACAGAAAAUUAAGUUAUGCUUGUCCCGUUUUUUUCACUCAACCUUUUUAUAAUUCCUCCGACUUAUGGGAAAAUAGCUUUUUUAAUUUUAUGAAGGUAAAUCAUUUUGAAUGGCUAGGAAAUGAGCAUUUCUUGACUUUUAAAAACCCGCUGGACAAAUUAAGUAUGAGAAAUGAAGAUGAAUUCAAAAUGAAAAAUAUUAAACAGUCGAAUAGGCUAUUUAUAAAAAAUCAAAACGAAAAGGAAAAAAAAAAUUUACUCAUACACAUUAAUAUGAACCAUGUGGAUAAUCACCCCGUUGCGAAUAACGACGAACGUAUCAUUAAUAGCUUGAAGCAGAGUGAACAAAUGUAUGCCUUCAAAUAUACUGGGAAUUUUGAUGAAAAACCGUUGAAGAAAAAAAGGAAAACUUUUAAUUUUAAUUUCGAGCAUCAAUUUAAGGCCACAGAAUGUAAGGAAAAUAAUUUGAAUAUCAUUAUGAAAGAUAUAUGUGAAAAUUUUAGCGAUCUUUCGGAGAAUUAUAUUGAGAAAGACAUCCUGGUUUUGCAGCUCGGAUCAUACUGCGUUUCCGCUGUGUACUAUUGGCAUGUGUUUCACCACUACAAAUUUUUUUUCACUAAAUUUAUUUACUUGCGUUUGCUAGACUUGUAUAAGAAGAGCAAGGAUUUGUUCCGCGAGCCGCUGCUCCUCGCCUACGUUCUGUCCAAGCGCCUGAACAAGGAUCUGUACCGCGACUUUCUACUUCUCAUGAAUAUUGACAUUUCGCAGAUUCAGCGUAAGCUCCAUGAGUGCGACAUGUUUGUGCGCUGA